AUUGGUAGCCACUGGAGAUUUUUGAGGAAGCAACCCCCGCAUCCGCCCUUUCCCCCCCCCGUUGGUCAUCCUUCCCUCGAACCCCAAACCCCGUAGCCCCCACAGGCCUCCCCGAGCCCCGUGGCUUCGGCCCCUUCGACAGCGGAGAGCAACUCCAUGCCGAUGCCGAUUCCCGCCAUCGUUUUCAUCGCCGUGGGCCUCUACUUGCUGCUGAUGGGCCUAGUGCUGGGGACCAGACGCUGUCUACUGGCUAGGGGCUGCUGCCAGGACUGCGGGGAGUCCUGUGGAAAGACGGGGGUCCGAGGACCCUGUGGAUGCCACUGCUGCUGCUGCCGCCGGGAUUGUGCCCAGGCCUGCGACUUCACCGUGCCCAGCCCGGCUCGCUGCCUGGAUGCCUGCUGCCCCCGCCCAGCUGAAUGCAGUUGGGUCCCAGGUUGUCCCCACUGCUGUCCGCUGUGCGACUGUGCCUGUGCCUGCCAGCCUCCCGACUGCCAGAGCCUCAACUGUCUUUGCUUCGAAAUCAAGCUGCGCUGAAGAGGACCCAGCGAUGUCGCCCCGGCGGGGAUCCCGCCAUCCUUUGAACCCAGAACCUCGUCCGUCCAACCACCGGGCCGCCCCCCUCCAGGAACCAGGCCCCUGCCUCAGAGCCAGAAAAGCCUUUCUCCCGCUUCCGCGGGGCGGGAAUCUUCCGCUGGACCAGGCCCUCUCAUGGGGAAGGCCGGCUGCCCUGGCAGGAUACCCUCGCCACCGUGGGGAAUUAUUGGCCCUUCUCGGCGGUGCUCACCGCUACUUGAGUUUUGGGGUCCAGGGAAAAGAGGGGGCUGACCCAAAGGAAUGGUUGCGGGGGGGACCGCUACUAAUCCAGGGAAGAACUCUCAUCCCUGCCCCAAGGGAUGCCAGUUGUUUCUUUGGAGGACUCGAUGGGGGUGAGCUGGCAUUGCCUGGACUGGACUGCCUUGUGGAAUGGGUUCACAGUAGGGAGGGAUCGCGGGGUCAGGGUUGACACUCUUUCUCCCCAACCAUCCUGAUAAACUUUUAUGGGAGAUAAGGGAGGUGGCUGCCCCCCCUGAACUGAAUGGCUGAGGACCAUGCCUGAAACCAGAGAGGAUCCAGGAGAGCCAGGAGGCAGGGCAGCAGGAGCGAUUCCUGGGCAAAAAGGGCCAAGG
Messenger RNA from Tachyglossus aculeatus (Australian echidna), 1166 nucleotides. Its product is annotated as keratin-associated protein 4-12. The record is from RefSeq and is a predicted model, not a curated record. Bases 157 to 534 code for a protein of 125 amino acids. The transcript is spliced from 4 exons. NCBI's taxonomy places the organism in Eukaryota, Metazoa, Chordata, Mammalia, Monotremata, Tachyglossidae.